CUCUGAGAGCGGAUGUGUGUGGUACCUAUGCUUUGUACACUAAAUGCUUUUAAAGAAGGGAAAUACCUCUCCGUUCUCUCUCCAUUUCUGUGAAAGAUGAAAAGAAUGACUACGGAAUGGGUCCAAGACUGAAAUAACAAGCUGUUAUUCCAGGAUAGUCACCUGUCUCAUUGUGUGAUGGACUCAGGUGAAAAGUUAGCAUGCUGAGGCCCAGAGUUCCCGGCUCUUUCAGAUCAACCUGACUUGGCAAGAUGUUUUCAAGUCGGAGGCGGUUCUUGGAAGGGUUCAAUCACCCCCAAAGCGAAUCUUCUCUGGAUUCUCCAGGCAGUGUGGUGCUGCAGGCUCUCUAUGACUAUCAGUACAAAUCUGAAGAUGGAAGGCAGGUGAUUAUCGCGGAAGGGGAGAUCUUUCAUCUUGUGCACAAGGCCAAUGAGGAUUGGUGGCAGGUGAAGCGGUUCGGCCAGCCCAAGCAGAAGAGGCCCAUCUUUGUCCCAGCAUCCUAUGUGGCUGAAGUGACCUAUGAUGAAAGAGCAAGCCUACAGCAAAAUGUCUUCUUCCAUCCUGGCAUCCAUUCAGAAAAGGAUGGAGGUCCAGCAUGCUUGGAAAUGUCUCAUUCUCUGGAGGAUCUUUGGGUGCAGCCAUCCCCAUCGUCUUCCCACACAAAUCUAUUGUCCUGCCGCAACCACCUUUCUGCCAAGAUGAAAAUCCAUCAGCUGUCUCUGGGUAGGCGUCACAGCCUGAGUGGCCUAUCUCAGAUGAAAUGCAAAAGCACAAAGCAAUGGCAACAUUCAGAGGAAGAGCUAGCAAGAAGUGAGAGAUAUUAUAGGAUGUUGGAUGAUACUCCUCCACCUCUCCUUGGGGAGAAGCCUCCAAUUUAUUACAAUCUGGAGGAGAUGAAGCAGUUGCCAACAACACCUCCUACCCCACGCAGCCCACCAGUACAGAUGCUAGAAGCUUGGGAACGUCACGUAGACUCCAGCUCCCUGCGUAGUUACUACUAUAAGCCUGCAACAGGUGAAAAGUCAUGGAAGCCACCCAGGAGGAGCCAAGAGAUGAGCUUGGUGCAAAUAGAGGGAAAUGAUCUCUCAGCUCCAGCAGAUCCUACUCCAGGAGCCAACCUGGACCAAACAGAAGAUAGAGUGAGCGGGGAGCAGCCUGGGGCUCAAAGUCUCCACAAAAAGCUGGGACAUACCAGAUCCUUGAUGUUGCCAGAGACAUGGCCUCACAAGGGGAACCAUCGGCGGAACCAUUCCCAAUAUAGCUUCGAUGCUUGGUUAGGAGAAUAUUCUGUGCCAUCACCUACCAAUGGCUCCAUCACAGACAAUGCUGAAUUACUGCAUAUGGUGGAGAAAUGUGGACAGCUGAACAAAACCAAGAUUGCUGAAGGAGGUCGGAAACUCAGAAAAUGCUGGGCAUCAUCGUGGCUGGUAUUAGCUGGGAACAGUCUCAUGUUCUACAAGGACCCCAAAGUGACCGCUGCAUGGACUCCAUCUGGUAGCCGGCCUGAAAGCAGUGUGGAUUUGCGUGGGGCUCGUAUUGAGUGGGCUCGGGAUUUGUCCAGCAAGCGGAAUGUCUUCCAUUUUCGCACAGUGACUGGCAACGAGUAUCUCUUGCAAUCAGAUAAUGAAGCUGUCAGCCAGGACUGGUAUCAGGCAAUCAAAGGGGUCAUCCAGAGACUAGAUCAAGAGAACCCUCUGGAUGAGCCGCUUCUGUACCCACUCUAUCGGUCAAACAGUGCUGAGCUUGUGGAUUUGAGCUGGGAUGAUGAAGAGGAACUUGGGGUCUCCAAGGGUGAAGUGCAAGCAGCCCCCGGGAGUCCUGGCAGAGUCUACAAGAAAAGAGUCAAAAGCAAGCUGAGACGCUUCAUCGCCAAGAGGCCACCCCUGCGAAGUUUACAGGAGAAAGGACUGAUCCGAGAUCAAGUCUUUGGCUGUCGGCUAGAAGCCCUGUGCCAGCGAGAAGGGGGCACAGUACCCCGGUUUGUUCAACAAUGUGUGGAAGCUGUGGAACAGAGAGGGCUGGAUGCAGAUGGAAUCUAUAGGGUCAACGGGAACUUGGCCACUAUUCAGAAGCUGAGAUUCAUAGUUGACCGUGAACGGGCAGUGACAUCUGAUGGGCGCUAUGUCUUCCCGGAGCAACGUUGCCAAGAGGAGAAGUUGAACCUGGCCAGUCCACAGUGGGAUGAUGUGCAUGUGAUAACAGGGGCCCUGAAGCUUUUCUUCCGAGAGUUACCUGAAUCCCUAGUGCCCUACAGUCACGUUGGUGAAUGCAUAGCUUCUGUCAAGUUGUCUGAUCACAAGGAAAAAGUGUCAAAGAUUGCUGGGCUGAUCCAGACUCUCCCUCAACCAAACCGGGACACACUGCAUUACUUACUUCAGCACCUCCGCAAGGUGAUGGAUCACUCAGGUAUCAACCGGAUGACCACUCAGAACAUUGGAAUUGUUUUUGGGCCAACGCUGUUGCGACAUGAGCGAGAUGUAGCCAGCCUGAUAGAGGACAUGGUGUACCAGAAUCAGGUGGUCGAGUUGCUUCUUACUGAAUUUGCUAGCAUCUUUGGGACAGGUGCUGAAUGACUUUGUUGAUACUUUUUUUUUUUUUGAAUAUGGAUUGCUUUAUUCUCAAGACAUAGGGGAUCACAAUCUGUUUCUGAAGCAAGCAUGGAUGCUGUGAAACUCUCUGCACCAAUCACAGCAGCGUAGCUUACCAUCAUCUUCGGAAAAGGUAUUUUAUUAGGAAAGAUGGAUCUCUUCAUCCUACUUCUUCAAGAUUUGUUUUUUUUUUAGUUGAUCAAAUCUUUUAGCUGGUAUACCUUAGCAAAAACAUGUCAUAUUCAUACCCAGUAAACACCUGGUGAGAACCUAAAAGAGAAAUUAUAUGACUGAAAGCACUUUGGCUUUAAACAGUGAACAAGACCUGUUUAGAUGCAGAUUUCAAUCCAAACAAAUCUAUAAAAUGGAACCUUUAUUCCAUUAAUUAUUGGCAUUCUGUGCUGGAGGAGACAGACUUUCAUUAGAUGAACUGCCAGCCAGCCGAAUCCCCUAGGUUUAGUCUCCUGUCUGAUGUCACGGUGCCAAAUAGCCUCUGUACUCUUGAAACCCUAAUUCUUCAGGAUUACUUUCCCCAACUGCCCAUCAGAUGUAUUGGACUACAACUCCCAUGAACGUCUGCUACCACAGUCAAAAUCUUUCUAAGGAGAUGCCUUCUAAAUCAUUAUUAGAGCACACGAGUUUCCACCAAAAUAAAAUUGAAACUUCCAUUCAAAUUGCUAUUGUUUCUUACCAAAUAACCUAGGAAUCAUCAAAGGUAAUGUUUGACUAUUAAGAAAACCCCAGUUCUUUUACAAAAUGAUGGUUUGAAAAGAAAUAAAUAUUAUGAAUUCUCUGGCUCACCCCACGUGACCUAUUUCUCAGUGAGAUUUGUGAUUGACCAAGGAAAGUGUUCAGUAAUAAAAAUAUUGCCAGAUGUUCCAUUUCUUCUGUAUUGCUUUUGCCUGAACUUGGCCUUUUAGGGAUCUCAUUUAUUUUUUAGAUGUAUAUUGGGAUGAAUUAGGAAAAAUUCGCUGUUAUUUUUUCAUGCCCUUAACAAUUUUAUGAAUGUACAAACAAGAAGAAGCCUUUCUCCAUCUCUUCAUAAAAAACGGUUUAAUUCUU
Pantherophis guttatus is the source of this 3650-nucleotide messenger RNA. RefSeq names its product Rho GTPase activating protein 9 (gene ARHGAP9). Gene Ontology annotation, cellular component: cytoplasm. Gene Ontology annotation, molecular function: phospholipid binding; protein binding. The record is from RefSeq and is a predicted model, not a curated record. Gene Ontology annotation, biological process: signal transduction; regulation of GTPase activity. Lineage: Eukaryota; Metazoa; Chordata; Lepidosauria; Squamata; Colubridae.